Molecule: messenger RNA, 1218 nt
Organism: Phialemonium atrogriseum
Lineage: Eukaryota; Fungi; Ascomycota; Sordariomycetes; Cephalothecales; Cephalothecaceae
Product: nicotinamide riboside kinase 1
Exons: 3
Coding region: 315-1112 (265 amino acids)
Cellular component (GO): cytoplasm
Source: RefSeq, a predicted model, not a curated record
GGUCAUUGUAUUGUACCUUAGCAUCAUCAGCUUACCUAAUCAGCAUAAGUCUGCCGCCUCCUUUAGACUAUCCGUGAAUGGGGUGUUACUCUUAUAAUUUCUAAGCUCGUAUACUCAGUUGCUGUGCUUGGCUUCGUUUCCACGAGACAGACUCCUGGAGGACGGUGUGUUUAAUCAGGCUUUCGCAGAUGAAUGGAAAUUUAGCAUCGUAUAUAUCAAGUUGCCUCCAGGGAGCAACAGCCCUCUUGACUGACUGGCUACCCACCAUCACGCCGACCGCCUUAUAGUGCAGCGACAGGUGAAGUCGGUCGAGAAUGGGCAAAGAGCGGGCUGUGGUGAUCGGUAUUAGCGGGUGCUCCUCGAGCGGCAAAACUACCUUGGCCAGGCUUCUUCGAGACAUCUUCCCCAACACCUUCAUCCUCCACGAAGAUGAUUUCUACAAACCCGAGGAUCAACUACCACUGAAAGACGGCCUAGUAGACUGGGACUGUCCAGAAGCCAUCUCCGUGCCGGACAUGGUGAGGGCGCUCUCCCACAUCCGCGCCACGGGCACAUUCCCACCAGACGUACACUCGAAGGAGGACCAGAACAGCGUCGGCCCAUGCCCCGUGUCCGACGCCAAAAUCGCCUCCCUGCGCGCCCGCGUCGAGGCAUGGCUGCAGCCGGGGCAACCAGGGCACGCGAUCCUCGGCGGCGGCGGCGGCGGCGGCGCGCGACGGCUGUGCCUCCUCGACGGGUUCCUCCUCUACAGCGCGUCGGUGGCGCCCGUGACGGACGCCAUCGACGUGCGCCUGUUCCUGCUAGCGAGCCGCGCGGCGGCAACGCGGCGGCGCGCGACGCGCGACGGGUACGUGACGCUCGAGGGCUUCUGGCGGGACCCGCCGGGGUACGUGGACCGCGUGGUGUGGCCCAACUACGAGGCGGCGCACGCGUGGCUGUUUGAGGGCGGCGACGUGCAGGGGGAGCCGAGGCGGGACGUCCUGGCCCGGGAGCGGAUACGCGUGCAGCUGGGUAAGGGGCUGGACGUUGAUAUGGAGACGACGCUGGAAUGGGCUGUUGAUACUAUCAUGGGGGAUUUGGAGGCUUUUGUUGGGAGGAUGUCCUUUGACUAAGCAGCAUUUCAUUCGCAGAUAAGAAAUGUUUUGGCCAAUAGGUACUUGUACAAGAGUUGGAUGUCUCAUAGAUAAUAACACCCGCAUGUAGUGCAACCAUCUGUCC